AUGAAGCCAGCGACUGUUCGCAAAACAGCACUUAUCCUAAUCGAUGUUCAGAAUGGCUUUCUCCAUUCAACAGCAUUUGGUGAUCUCGCAACUCGAAGCACGCCGAAGUGUGAGGAAAAUAUCGCAACGCUGCUUAGGAGUGCCAGAGACUACAAUGAAAGAUUAAUAGAGGCAAGCACCUCAUCGUCUGUCCUCAUUUGUCAUGUGCACCAUCACAGUAUUGAUCCUACCUCUAUGUUGCAUCCCAUCAAACAGAUAGAAGUCGAUGGAAAAUCAGUACCUGCUGUCCACCCGCAGAAAAUUGCAACUCCUCGUUAUAACGAGAGGACUUGGACAAAGAACGUCAACUCGGCAUUCAUUGGAACGGGGCUGGAGAACUUUUUGAAGGAGAACAGCGUGAGACAAUUGGUCAUCUGCGGUUUGACCACAGAUCACUGCGUCAGUACAUCGACGCGCAUGGCGAGCAAUUUGAGAAUUGUCGAUAUCAUGGAGAAUGGGAAACUUGUGGAUGAAGGUGAUAUUGUGCUAGUGGGGGAUGCGUGUGCAACAUUUGCAAAAGGAGGAAUUGAUGCUGAAACAAUACACCAAGUCAAUCUUGCUAGUUUGGAUGAAGAAUUUGCGCAAGUAAGAGAGACGACAGAUGUUGUCGAGAAGGUUUUCGCGGUCUAA
This is a messenger RNA of Botrytis byssoidea, 669 nucleotides long. RefSeq lists its product as uncharacterized. Bases 1 to 669 code for a protein of 222 amino acids. The record is from RefSeq and is a predicted model, not a curated record. The transcript has a single exon. Lineage: Eukaryota; Fungi; Ascomycota; Leotiomycetes; Helotiales; Sclerotiniaceae.